Cyprinus carpio (common carp) is the source of this 14640-nucleotide messenger RNA. It is a transcript of the gene hmcn2, whose product is annotated as hemicentin 2. The record is from RefSeq and is a predicted model, not a curated record. Lineage: Eukaryota; Metazoa; Chordata; Actinopteri; Cypriniformes; Cyprinidae. Bases 488 to 13069 code for a protein of 4193 amino acids. Gene Ontology annotation, cellular component: axon; plasma membrane. Gene Ontology annotation, molecular function: calcium ion binding; cell-cell adhesion mediator activity. The transcript has 81 exons. Gene Ontology annotation, biological process: dendrite self-avoidance; homophilic cell-cell adhesion; axon guidance.
AUCUCUCUCAUGGCAGUUGGCACGGGUUUCUCGAGAAGCUCCCUGUUAAACUGGAGCAGGCCAUGUGGGAUGGGGUUGGGAGUCACAGUUGGGUCAAGUUACACACAAAAAAAUCAGGUUGUAAGGACUCCUCACACCCCUCCCCAACACUGCAGUGUUCAGCUCCAGAGGGUCCACGCGCUUCUUACAAGUUUUCUCCGAAACUCAGCCAAGGAUGGGACAAGACGCAGGGAAUUUACUCCAUGUAGCGUUCGUCCAGCGCGAGUAGGAUUAUUUACAUCCGAACUUUUUUCUAGGAACUCAAGGCACUUGGUUGAACUGGUUAGGGACAAUUUAAAACUUUUUUUUUUUUUUUGCAAAUUAACUUAUCUUUUUUUCUCCCACAAACAAUUGGUUUACAUUUUUUUAUUUUUGUAAUAAUUCGUUUUUUACGGUUAUUUCUUCAUAUGACUAUUUUAAAUAGAGGUCUAAUGAAUUUCAAGCAAGAAUGAAUAAGUUUAUCGUUAGUUUCCUAAUUUUGGCGCUGACCACCAGCGCGCUCUCCUCAUCCGUUUCGCCGGUGAAGAGACACUCUGGCGCGGAUGACAGCGCCUCAACACUGGCCUUUGUCUUCGAUGUUACCGGCUCUAUGUACGACGAUCUCAAACAGGUGAUAGAUGGUGCUUCUCGGAUCUUGGAGAGAACCCUGAGCCGCAGAACAAGACCAAUCAAGAACUUCGUGCUGGUUCCUUUCCAUGAUCCAGACAUUGGUCCUGUUUCCAUCACUACUGAUCCCAAGAAGUUCCAGAAGGAUCUCCAAGAGCUGUUUGUUCAGGGUGGAGGGGAUUGUCCAGAGAUGAGCAUUGGGGCAAUCAAGAAGGCUCUGGAGGUCUCUCUACCUGGAUCCUUCAUCUAUGUUUUCACAGAUGCCCGAGCCAAAGAUUAUCGCUUGAAAAGAGAUGUUCUUCAGCUUGUACAGCUCCGGCAGUCUCAGGUUGUGUUUGUGUUGACGGGGGACUGUGGGGAUCGGUCCCAGCCGGGAUACAGAGCUUAUGAGGAGAUUGCUGCCACCAGCUCUGGUCAAAUUUUUCACCUGGACAAACAGCAAGUCAAUGAGGUUCUUAAAUGGGUUGAGGAAACUGUCCAGGCUAUGAAGGUCCACCUUCUCUCGUCCGAUCAUGAAACUGCCCAGGAGACUCAGUGGGAGGUGUCCUUUGACCCCAGUUUAAAAGAAGUCACCGUGUCAUUGAGUGGUCCAGCACCACAAAUUGAGCUCAGAGACCCUCUUGGUCGUGUAGUUGGAGAGAGACAGGGUCUGACAGAACUGCUGAACAUCCCAAACUCAGCACGGGUGGUCAACCUGAAGAACCCUCGACCAGGACCAUGGACAUUAAAGGUGGGCUGUGGUGGGAGACACACACUUAGAGUAACAGGUGUGAGCAACCUGGAUUUCAGGGCGGGUUUUUCUAGUGUACCUGUCACAGAGUUCAGCAGGACCAGAGAGAGACCUAUUAAAGGCGUACCAGCCCACGUGAUGCUGAAGUGUUCAGGUCUGAAGCCUCCUGGUCUGGUUACCAAUAUGGAGCUAGUAUCUUUAGGGGGGCGCUCGUUGCGUACUAUUCCUGUGCCUUUGCCUGAUGAUGGAGGUUCAGGAGGUAUUUGGAGGAUCCCAGAGUUUCGAACACCCUCUCAGAGCUUCUUCCUCAAAGUGUCUGGGAAUGAUGGAGAUGGCUAUAACUUUCAGAGACUCUCUAGUGUGUCAUAUACCAACAUUAUCCCAGAGCCCCCUCAAGUGAACAUGCCCACUGUGGUAAGAGGCUUCUACAUGCAGCCUGUUACGAUUGACUGCUCUGUGGAAAGUGACCUGCCCUAUAGGCUGAGACUCACCAAAGGCGGAAGCACAAUAGGAGAGGAAAGAACCUAUGAGUCUUCAGUUAAAGCAUCAUGGGAAAUUCCCCAUGCCUCAGGCAGUGAUGAAGGAGUGUAUGAAUGUGUGGCCCAGAGCACUGCAGGCAUGGGACGAGCUCUCACGCAACUCACUAUCAGAGAGCCCCCUCCUGUUCUGCAUCCUCCUGUGAAUGUGACGUCAUUCCCCGGGACAGUGGCAGUGCUGUCCUGUCAAGUUCAAGGCUCUGUGCGGCACAACCUGACCUGGUAUCGGACCGGCACUGCUUUAUCAUCCCGCUCAGGAAGGGUGAAAGUACUGGCCAAUUCCUCUUUGGAGAUCAGUUGGGUUCGCAGCCAGGACGCUGGACCCUACCAGUGCAGAGCCACAAAUACCCACGGAGAGAGCCAGGCUGUCGUAUGGCUGGUGGUCCUAGAGGCCCCAUCUGUGGUUGUCUCCCCUCAGACACAAAGCUUUUCUCUGGGUGCAGAAUUCCACAUCUCCUGUUCGGCAUCUGGUUCCCCUCCUCCAAAGGUUUUCUGGAGCCAUGGCAACAUCUUUCUGUCCAACCACCAUCGAAUGAGCAUCUCUGAGUCUGGCACACUGACGGUCCAAGGAGCUGUCCCUGAGGAUGCUGGGAACUAUACGUGCCUGGCCACCAACGAGGCUGGCACUGCCUCUCAGUCUGUUAGUGUCAGUUAUGCAGAACCUCCGAGUAUCUCUGUUGCACAGCAGGUGGUGAUGGUCAUUGCUGGUGAAGAUGCCAGUCUUGAAUGUCAGGCUUCUGGCACUCCUCCUCCAUUAGUAAAAUGGCAAAAAGGGGAUCUGGAUCUGGGAACAGUUCCAUUUGCGGAGCAGAAUGUCCAUCGUGGAUCCCUGCGGAUCCGUGGGGUUCAGGAACUGGAUUCUGGAGACUAUACCUGUGUGGCCUCAAAUGUUGCAGGGUCUGCCUCUGCUGUGGUCAUACUACAGGUGGGAGCUGCUCCUACGUUCUCCGAGUCUCCCGUGGACAUAGCAGCCGGUGUGGGUGAUAACAUUACUCUACCAUGCAUCGCCCGUGGUUUCCCCACACCUUCUCUGACAUGGAGACGCCAGGAUGGACGUCCCAUUUUUGGAAAGUCAUCUGGCCACGUCGGCACCUCUCAACUGUCUUCCGGUGCCCUUCAGAUCCAGAGUAUUUGGGUUGAUGAUGAAGGUGUUUAUGUUUGUGAGGCCAAAAACCAGUUUGGAUCCAUCAAGGCUCUUGCCAGAGUCACUGUUACUGGCUUAGAAGCCCCAUUAUUAGUUCAAGGUGCACCAGCUGUCACAGUGAUGAUCGGUCAGCCUUUGAACCUUCCCUGUAUGUUAUUAGAUGGCAUUCCUCUUCCUGACAGGGUCUGGACGCACAAUGGAAAACAAGUGCGUGUUGGUGGAAGAGUCUUUCUAAGGAGUGACGGCAGUCUUCAUGUAGAUAGAGCUGGAGCAGGUGAUACUCUGACACAUAUGUCCCCUCCUGAUAUCAAGGCUGGUCCUCUGCACUACACAGCCAACGAGGGCACACCCAUCUCCCUGUCCUGUGAAGCAAGUGGUUUCCCCAAACCCACCAUCGUCUGGUCCAAGGGUCGAGAUCCCUCAAACAGGCCUGUGUAUGCACCUCUUGAGGCAGCUGGUGGAAGUCUGUACAUCCCCAGUCCCACAGCGGAGGAUGCAGGGGUUUAUGUGUGCACCGCCACCAGUGCUGUGGGCUACACCAGCAGAGAGAUGCAUCUGAGUGUUAACAGCAAACCAAGAAUUGCUGGUGCUGACGGGUCACAAGCAAUGGUUAAAAUGGCAGCUGAGGUUGGAUCAGAGGUCAUCCUACCAUGUGAAGUUCAUGGAAGUCCUACACCUCUGGUGACUUGGAGCAGAAAUGGGCAACCGAUACCUCCUGUCACAGCCUGGUUCACCAUUCUGCCGUCUGGUUCUCUGAAGAUUAGUGAUGUCAGGCUGAUAGAUAGUAAAUUCUACACCUGUUCUGCUGCUAACCCAGCUGGCAACGUCUCACUCACCUACAAUUUGCAAGUACAAGCUAAACCAAGGAUUCAGCCAGCACCUCCGUCUCUUAAGGCUCUGAUUGGCCAGACGGUGGUGUUGCCAUGUGUGGUCCAAGGAGAGCCAAGCCCUCAGAUCAGCUGGCUUCAUAACGGACUUCUUGUGAGCAGUGAUAGGAUGCUGAAGAUCCAGGCGGUCCAGCACUCGGACAGCGGCACGUAUAGUUGUGUAGCCAAGAAUAGUGCUGGAGAAGAUACCAUCGAGAUUGUUCUGAACAUUUUAGAGGGCCCCUAUUUUAAGACAAAUGGAGAGACCAUCAUUGAGACUGUGGCUAACAGCAGAGUGCUCAUCCCUUGCCCUGCAAGAGGGUCUCCUGCUCCUUGGGUGCGAUGGUUCAAAAAUGGCCUGGAGGUCCAUAUGGAGCGAUCGGAGCAUGGUGUGUCUUUGGCUGAGAAUGGCUCGCUGGUGAUUGGCUCAGCUUCGGCCAGUCACAGUGGAGAUUUUAAGUGUGUGGCCAGUAAUGAAGCAGGAUCAGUGGAAAGGAAGACCAGGCUAAAGGUCAAUGUUCCACCAGAGAUCCAAGAUGAUGGGCAACCUUCGAAUCUGACGGUCACACUGAAGCAGCCCCUCACACUGGGAUGUGAUGCUUUCGGUAUCCCAACCCCAACCAUUACCUGGACUAAAGACAACAGACCUGUAUUGGAGACUCCAGGGGUGUAUCUGCAGAAUGGAAAAAGACUUUUAAAGAUUUACCGUGUUCAGCAUGAUCACGCUGGCCACUUUUCAUGCACUGCCCAGAACUCUGCUGGGGAAGCCAGGAGGGAGUAUAUUAUUGAAGUACAAGCUCCUCCAGUAAUUUCAGGCACCUCAGGAGUGCAGGAACUAACCGUCAUUGCUGGGCAGGAAGUGGACAUGCAGUGCAGAGUUAGUGGCCACCCACUGCCUACAGUGGAAUGGAGUCAUGAUGGAGAAAUUUUAUCCCCUAAUGGAGACCCUCAUGUGGAGUUUCUGGAGAAGGGGCAGGUUUUGAGAGUCAAGUCUGUCAAGCCGAGGGAUCGUGGCCUAUAUCAUUGUAAGGCCAGUAACAACGCUGGGACUCAGACACGGCAGUUCAGGCUGAAUGUACAAGCUGCUCCCAUGAUUCGUGAUGCCGGUGAGAAUUCAGAGGUGACUGUCGUUCUGGGCUUCCCUGCUGUUCUUCACUGCGAAGUAGAGGGGAUCCCACUUCCCACUAUCACCUGGCUAAAGAAAAACCAGCCCAUUGUGUCCAGCCCUCAGCUCACCUACACACAGGGUGGACAGUCUUUGCGUGUGGCUGCGGCCCGUGGUGAGGAUGCAGGCACCUACACAUGCCGAGCAACCAACCCCGCUGGAACAGCACACAGACACCACACACUAAGAAUUAUGGUGCCUCCACAGAUUGAGGGGGAUUCUACGACUCUCAACUUUGGCAAAAGAGAAGAGAAAGUGAGAAUUAAUGGGACAUUGACUUUGUCAUGCCUGGCUAAAGGCUUUCCAGAGCCUGUCACACAAUGGUUUAAAGAUGGACAGCUAUUAAAUGGGAAAAAAAAAACCUCAAUUAAAUCUAACACUCAUCCACAAAAAUUAAAUACAAACACACACACCGGACUGAGAGUGAACAGUCACCUGCUCCUCAUCGAGAAUGCCAUGUUGUCUCAUGAGGGCCAGUACACAUUUCCUCCAAUCUUUCACCGGGUAAUAAAUGGUGCUGCUGGUUUCUCACUGGGGGAGAGAGAAGAUGAAGAGAGUCCUGACGGCACUGAAGGGAUGGUUGAAAGACGAGAGGUGGUACUUGGACACUCCAUCAGUCUGUCCUGUGAGAGCAAUGCUAUUCCUCCUCCUCGGCUCAGCUGGUACAGACAAGGCAGGCAACUUACCAGCUCAGAUUUUGUGUGUUUCUCUUCAGGAGGGAACGUCCUGCAGAUCCCACGGGUUCAGCUUGAGGAUGCUGGGAAAUACACCUGCCAGGCUGUGAAUGAAGCUGGAGAGGACAAAAUGCACUAUGACCUGGAGGUGUUGGUUCCUCCUUUGCUUGAUGGCCAGACUGAUGAGUUCAUGCAGGAUGUGGAUGCUGUGGUCAACUCGACUAUAUCACUGCGCUGUGAUGUCACAGGAAACCCCACUCCAUCUGUGUCUUGGCUGAAGGAUGGUCUGGCCCUCUACAGCAGCCCUCACCAUCAGAUACUAGAGGAUGGGAAACUGCUGGAGAUACUGAAUGUGCAAGUGUCAGAUGUGGCCAGUUAUCAGUGUGUGGCGGAGAAUAAGGCUGGAGCUGUCGAGAGACUCUACAGCUUGUCUGUUCAAGUUCCACCAAGGAUUGUGGGUCAACGAGAGGAGGAUAUGAGUGUGGUGGAGGGUCACAUGAUCUCUCUGCUGUGUGAUAUGCAGGCGUACCCACCUGCUGACCCUGGUGACAUCAUCUGGACCAAAGAUGGGCAGGUGCUGGAGUUUAGCACUGGCAUCCACAUACUGCCAGGUGGUCAGAUGCUGCAACUUCCCAGGGCUGGACAGCAAGAUGCCGGCCAGUAUGUCUGUACAGCCACAAACUCAGCCGGACAAGACCAAAAGAGCAUUCUCCUUACCGUCUACGCCCUGCCUACACUGGUGCCACGUCUUGAAUCAGAGUCAGAGGUUAUGACCCCUCAGGUCGGGUCAUCAAUUAUUCUGCGUUGUGAAGCCAACGGCACCCCUGAACCAGAGGUCACAUGGUAUCGUAAUGGACUUCAGCUGACUGCUGGCAAUGGUUUGAGGAUAGAGCACCAGCAGCUUGAGAUAGUUGGGGUGCAGGUGGCUGAUGGUGGGGUGUACACCUGUAAGGUGUCCAACAUUGCAGGUCAAGUAGAUCGCACCUUUAGAGUAACAGUCCAUGUGCCUCCUGUGAUGGAGGGCCCUCUUCAUGAGACCCUCACUCAGAACAUGGGCUCACACAUCACCCUCAUCUGUGAGGCCUCUGGCGUACCUGUACCCAACAUUGCCUGGCUGAAAGAUGGCUCUCCUAUCGAAAGCAGUUUGCAGUGGAACUGGUCAGCGAGAGGAAACAGACUGGAGUUAGGCCCUCUGCAGGUCUCUCAUGAGGGCAUUUACACUUGCAUUGCUAAAAACAGCGAAGGACAGGCACAGAAGGACUACUCACUUACUAUAUACGCGUCACCCACAAUUAUAGAUUCUGGCCACCCAUCAGAGGUCAGUGCACCUGUUGGCGAGGAACUGACUCUUGAAUGUCGGGUGAUGGGUACACCCACUCCCAAAGUGAGCUGGCUGAAGAACGGAAAGACUCUUGAGAAUGGAAACACAGAGCAUAUAGAUAUAUCUCCUGAUGGGAGCACUCUAACACUUCUGAAUAUAAGGCCAGAAGACUCAGGAACAUACACCUGCUUGGCUGUCAGCUCUGCUGGCCAAGAGAGCAAAAUCUAUACCUUGUUUGUACUGGUUCCUCCCUCCAUGAGUGGGGAGACCAGCGUCCCCCGUGAGGUGCACACCACUCAGCACAGUGUGGUCACACUGGAGUGCAAAGCCACUGGGAUUCCUCAACCCCAAAUCAGCUGGCUGAGGGACGGUCAUCCUUUACUCCUGUCACCCCGUGUCCAUCUGCUUUCUGCAGAUACUAUUCUUAGGAUUGCACCGGUACAGCUGUCUGAUUCUGGCAUCUACACUUGUGUGGCUCGUAGCAGAGCUGGUUCAGCUGAACUCAACUUUGACCUCCAUGUGCAAGCUCCCCCUGCCGUUGAACGCACAGAGCCGACUGAGCAGGUUGCCGUGGUCCAGGGCUCUUCAGUAACAUUGACUUGUGAAGCCCGCGGUGUGCCUCCUCCAACUCUAUCGUGGCUGAAAGAUGGCCAACCACUUUCACUGCACCGUAAUCUUCUGCUGGAUGGACAGGAAACCCGCUUCCUGCUCUCUGAUGUGGGUCCCAGUGAUGGAGGCCUCUACAGCUGUGUGGCGAGCAACCAGGCAGGAAGCAGUACCAAGACUUUCAACCUGACCGUGCUAGAGCCCCCCAAGAUCUCUGGCCCUUCAUCCCCUGACGAGCAGCUGGUUGCAGUGGACAGUGUGCUGGAGCUGGAGUGUAUUGCGGCUGGUCUUCCCCCUCCAACCCUUAGCUGGCUGAAAGAUGGGCGUCCACUACAAGACAGCAUGGCAGUAAUAGAGAGAGAUGGGCAGCUGCUCAGAAUCAACAAAGUUCAGGUGGAGGAUGCAGGUCUGUAUACCUGUAUUGCUAGUAGCCCAGCAGGAGAGGAUGGAAGAAACCACUGGGUGCGCAUACAGCUUCCACCCACUCUUCUCGGCUCUAAUGACGUCAGAACUGUAUCAGUUCCAGCUAAAGGUCACUUGACACUGGAAUGUCAAACUGACAGUGACCCUCCACCAGAGAUUGAGUGGUACAGGGAUGAUGUCAAACUACAGUUGGGAGGUCGAAUUCAGUCCAUUGCUGGUGGACAGUAUUUGGAAAUUCAAGAUGUGCGGACCCAAGAUAGUGGACAGUACAGCUGUGUGGUCACCAACAUUGCUGGCAGUACCAGUCUGUUCUUCACUGUAGAGAUUCUCUUGCCGCCGGUCAUCAGAGAGGGCAGCUCACUGAUCGUAGCACAUGUAAAUCAGGAUGCAGUGUUGCCAUGUGAGGUGGAGGGAGGGCCUUCCUCAUCUGUCUUGUGGAGGAAAGAUGGCGGUCCAGUCCCACUUCACCAUGGCAGAUUCACCUUGCUAUCAGAAGGCUCUUUGCGCAUUGCGUCAGUGCAGCUAUCUGACACCGGGCGUUACUACUGCAGUGUAUCAAAUCAGGCAGGAUCAGAUCAUCGCGCCAUGGACCUUAAAGUCUACGUUGGGCCCUCGAUCAGCCCUGGCCCCUUUAAUGUGACGGUGGUCACAGGUCAGAGAGCAGUGUUGAGUUGUGAGAGCACUGGCAUACCUGCUCCUCAGGUGAGCUGGAAAAGGAAUGGCUCACCCCUUAAUGUGGAUCUUCAGUCUGGCGCUUACAGGUUAAUGUCUUCUGGCUCUCUGAUCAUUACCUCACCAUCUGUUGAGGAUGAGGGCUACUUUGAGUGCACAGUGACCAAUGAGGUUGGAGAAGAGCGAAGAGUCAUAGAGGUCAUUCUGCAAGUUCCUCCUGUAAUUAAAGAUGAUGUCAGCAGUGUUACAGCUGUUAAAAUGUCCCCUGUCGUGUUGCCAUGUCAUGCCACGGGCCGUCCAGACCCUGUCAUCAGCUGGAACAAGAAUUGGAUGCAGCUGGGUGCUCGAGGGGGCAGUUACCGUGUGCUGCCCACAGGUGCACUAGAGAUCUUGGCUGCAACACCUAGUCAUGCUGGCAAAUAUACCUGCUCUGCCCGCAAUUCUGUUGGUGUGGCUUAUAAACACGUUACUCUUACUGUACAGGAGCCCCCAGAGAUCAGACCCAUGGCAGAAGAAGUCCAGGUGGUGUUACAUCACUCAGUGGUUCUACCCUGUGAAGUACAAGGAUUCCCAAGACCCACCAUUACAUGGCAGCGAGAAGGUGUUCCUGUGGCGACAGGUCAUAGACUGACAGUGCACCCCAAUGGAGCUUUGAAGUUUUCACGGGUCACUCUUGGAGAUGCCGGAACAUACCAGUGUUUAGCACAGAAUGAUGCAGGAACAGCUAUGGGAAGAACCAACCUCAUUUUACAAGUUCCUCCGGUGUUGUCUGUGCCUCGUCUGGAGUACACAGCUGUUCUUGGCCAGCCAGUCAGUCUGGAGUGUAGUGCGGACGGUCAGCCAAAGCCAGAAGUGACGUGGCACAGAGAGCGUAGGCCUGUGGUGGAGGGCACACACCUGAGACUGUUCUCUAAUGGCACGCUGCACAUCACUGCCACUCAGCGCAGCGAUGCAGGAAUCUACACCUGCUCUGCCCGAAACAACGCUGGUAGAGCCAGCCAUGAUAUCAGAGUAAUUCUGCAAACCCCACCACAGAUUUCUGUUGGUCAGUCAGAGGUGUCCGUCAUCCAGGGAUUUCAAGCACUUCUGCCAUGUACAGCACAGGGUCUUCCAGAGCCCAGGGUGAGCUGGGAGAAACAGGGAGUCCCUGUGCCAACCCUCCCAGGCAAAUUCACUCUGCUGAGGUCAGGAGAACUGAUUAUCGAAAGGGCUGAGCCUGGUGAUGCAGGUCUGUUCACAUGUGUAGCCACCAACACUGCUGGCACUGCUCGACGGGACAUUCGCCUGUCUGUCAACAUGAGACCUGCUUUUAAAGAGUUACCUGGUGAUGUGACAUUGAAUAAAGGUCAAAGUCUCACCUUAUCCUGCCAUGCUCAGGGUACUCCACCCCCCACCAUAACCUGGACUGCCAACAACAGGCCCUAUAUAGGUGCAAGUGUUGAUGGAUCUGGCAGAAGUUCAGUGAUUAUUGACAAUGUCACUGUAAGUGAUGGUGGCACCUACGUCUGCAUUGCAGAGAACACUGUAGGAUCCAUAAGGGCUCUUUCGUUUGUGCGUGUCAGAGAACCUCCCAUGCUGAGAGGGGAAGCCCACACCACUCAGACUGUAGUUCAGGGUAAAGCUGCCAUGCUGGACUGCGCUGUCAGUGGGGAUCCUGUACCUUCCUUGCGGUGGUACAAAGAUGGCCAGCCGAUACUUGGAUCUCUGCGCUUUCAUCCCCUCCGCAAUGGCUCUCUGGCUCUGUAUAGUGCCACGAUCGGAGAUUCAGGAGAGUACAGAUGUGUUGCUGAAAGUGAGGCGGGCGUUGUGGAAAGAACAAUAUCACUGAAAGUACAAGUUCCAGGGGGCUACUCAAACUGGGAGGAGUGGGGCCCGUGCAGUACCACCUGUGGGCAAGGCAUCCAGGAGCGAAUCAGAUUCUGUAACAACCCAUCUCCAGCCAAUGGUGGCCCAUCGUGCGAGGGUCCAAAUGUGGAUUCCAGGAAAUGUCAGGCCUCUUUGUGUCCAGGCGAGUCUCCACGGCGUGCACGGGGCAGUCUGAUAGGCAUGAUUAAUGAGAAGGAGUUUGGAGUGGCCCAUCUGGAAGCCAAUAUCACAGAGAAUGAAGCGGAUGGCACCAGCACGCUGGAAGCCCAUGUAGAAAACAUUCCUCCAAGUGUCGGUCCUUUGUUGCGAGUUCUUGUGUCAGUAUUUGCCCCAGUUUACUGGACAACUGUACAUCAAUCACCGGAAACCCAAAAUGGCUUCUCUCUCACUCAAGGGCAGUUCAGACAGGAAUCUCAGCUGGAGUUUGACACAGGAGAGGUCUUAAAGAUGACUCAUGUGGCCAGAGGUCUGGAUGCAGAAGGGGCUCUGCUAGUGGACAUUGUGAUCAACGGCUUUGUUCCUCCUAUGCUGUUGACUUCUAAUCUUAAUCUGCAGGAGUUUGACGAGUCAUAUGUGCAGACAGGCUCCGGGCAGCUCUAUUCCUGGUCCUCACAGAAUCACAUGUGGGACGGGGCUCCUCUGACCCUAAGAUGCAAUCAUUCUGUGGUUUUUGAAGGGCCGGAAAACCGUCAGGGGCCCCUGCUGCAGCUCCUCAGACUGACAGGAAUAAGUAGCACCUACAGCUUUUUCACUCUCAGCCUGGAGUUCAAGAUGACUGCCAGCUUACUCAUACCAGAGGGUGAUGGAGAGACAUGUCCAAAAGGUUUUGUAUUGGACACAGCAUCUUACUGUGCUGAUGAGGACGAAUGUGCUGUAGACUCUCCCUGCUCACACUCAUGUAAUAAUAUCAUGGGUGGUUUCUCCUGCGCCUGUCCUUCUGGAUUCACCAUCUCUACCGAGUCCAACACCUGCCGAGAUAUUGAUGAGUGCACCCAAGGGUCCCACUUGUGUCACCCCAACCAGCAGUGUGUGAACACUGUUGGGACGUAUCGCUGUCAAGCCAAGUGUGGCCUGGGCUUCAAACCCAGUUUAGUUGGCACCAGCUGUGAAGAUGUGGAUGAGUGUCAAGAAUCAGCAGUCUCUCCGUGCCAGCAGCAGUGUUUCAAUACUCUAGGCUCCUACCGUUGCACCUGCCAUCCAGGAUACCAGCUAGUGGGACAUCGCUGCCUGGAUAUAAAUGAGUGUUUGAGGAAUGUGUGUCCAGCACACCAGCAGUGCCGAAACACAGAUGGAGGAUAUGAGUGUUUUGACAGCUGCCCAUCUGGCAUGACCACAGCGGAAAAUGGAGUGUGUGUGGACAUAGAUGAAUGCCAGGAUGGCAGUCAUAUGUGCCGCUACAGUCAAAUCUGCCAGAACACGAUUGGUGGGUAUGGAUGUGUUUGUCCUCGAGGCUACCGCUCUCAAGGUGUAGGUCGACCUUGUAUAGAUAUUGACGAAUGCGCCCAGGUGCCCAGCCCUUGUGCUUUUCAAUGCCGGAAUGUUCCGGGCAGCUUCCGCUGCCUUUGUCCACCAGGGACGGUCCUUCUGGGUGAUGGUCGCUCAUGUGCUGGGCUUGAGAGAGGGCAUAUCUUUACCAACAGUACCCGGGUACAAGCCAGGCUGCGGCCCCAGCUGGUAUCUACUUUAGAGCGACCUUACCUCACUCGCCUCUCAGUCCUACCAGAGCACCUUGGAUCUUCACGUCGUCCCAGGCAUGAAUGCCCAGUUGGAUACACCAGCAAGGAUGGUACUUGCAUAGAUAUCGAUGAAUGUGCAUUUAAAAAGCCUUGCCAACAUGAGUGCAGAAACACAGUCGGAAGCUACCGGUGCACUUGCCCACCAGGAUACCAACUAUUAUCCAAUGGCCGAACAUGCAAAGAUAUUGAUGAGUGCACUGUUCAAGGUGUUCAGUGUGGCCCAAACCAAAUGUGCUUUAACACACGAGGGGGCUACCAGUGUCUUGACACACCCUGUCCCACCAGCUACCAAAGAGGACGCAAUCCAGGCACCUGCUACAGACCUUGCACUUCCAGACUAGAUUGUGGCUCCACAGGCUUUCCUCCGCUCCAGUACAAGCUCCUCACUCUUCCUCUGGGCAUACCAGCACACCACAACUUGGCCCGUUUGUCAGCUUUCUCUGAAUCAGGUGUUCUCCAAGACCACACAUCCUUCACUAUCCUGGAACAAGGAGGGGAAAAUGGAGAGAGGCCAUUUGGCAUCAAGGACGAAGCAGGAAGAGGCAUCAUAUUCACAGUAAAGGCUUUAGACUGGCCCGGCCUGGUGCGACUUCGGGUACAAGCCACUACGCUGUCAGACCAGGGGCGCAUAACCUACCAGAGUAUCUUUAUUAUCUACAUCUCCAUAUCCAAAUACCCCUACUGAGUGUGCAAGACUGCACAGGAUGUACUGUUGCUUAAUGGGACAUGGGAGAAGCAUUAGUAAAUGAACUUGAUUCCCACCUAUUUAUGUGCCCUCUUGUGGAGCGGAAUGUUGGAUUAAUGAAUUAUCAUCAGGAUAAUAAAUACAUUGCACCUUUUAUAAUUACUAUUAUUUGAAAAUAAUGUAGUAGCUUUGAAAUCUUACCUGUUCUUUUGUUUUCACUGAUGUGCUGUUUUUUUUGUUUUGUUUUUUCUCCAUUUUUGUGGUAAUGAAUCGGGAUACAUCUGGUAUUAAAACAACAAAAAUAAUAGCAGAAGACAUUUCCCACUGACAUUUUGACCAGGCUUCAGUUUCAGCCUUAUAUGAUCACCAACUAAUUUCCUACAUUAAAACUGAUUACUGGUAUGUUUAGAUAUAUUUACUUAUCAUAUAUUGUAUUGCUAUAUUCUUGUACAUUAUUGAGUGUACUUUCGUAUGAGAAUGAGUGUGUGCGUGUCUGAAUUAUUGCGAGCGUGUUUGCAAUGUUUGUGAAUAUUGAUAUGGUAUUGCUUUCUUUCCUCAUCACUCCUUGAAACUAAAAAGUAGAUUAUAAAAAUUCUUUAAAAUAUAUUAUUUUGGUCAAACAGACCCAUCUUUUUGACACUGAACACCAUUCCCUUUUAAUCCUCACAAGAAAUAGGAUAUGCAUAAGAAUCAAUUGCUUUAGAAUUUUAAAAUGCUAAAGACCAGGAAACUUUUGGGUAUCGUCAGCAGGCUUAUUUAUUGAGAACAUGCAGUGUGGCUCUGCAGUCAUCAAAAGUCUAAGGCAGGCAUACAUUGUAUUUCAGGCGUUCAGUGGCACUGGACAGUCCUUAAAGGUGUUACCUUACACAGCCUCAGAAUUGACCACUCUAAGCUAAACAUCUAAAGACAAUAUAGAUAAUCAUCCCCCAGGUUUGAGUUCCAAUAAACCUAGUCCCUAAACAUAAUAGGUUAAGGUAGGUCAAGUACCUCUUUAACACCUUUGCAGGUGUGUACGAAUAUGAAUCACUGUCCUAAUACGGUAUCUUCACUGUGUCUGGUUGAGCUAAACUGAUGAACAUUAAAUAAUAUGUAUCAAUAAAAAUGCCUGUUUUGAGUGUAUAGUAAUUAAAACAAAUAUUACAGGUUUCAUCUCAAGUAAAGGCAAACUCUCAGUUACUCUCCUCAUUUAUGAAUGUUAAAUUGAUGUUCUAACACAUUUUAUUUUAAAUAAUUAUUACAAUAAAAUGCAUUACAAUUUAAUCAACACUAAAUGAAAGUUUACAUAUGCACAUUACAGUCCACAAUGAGCAGGUGUGCAUAAAUGAGCUAACCCUAAGGUCUUCUGAGUGCCAUAUUAACUGCACUUCUGCGGUUGCAAUAAAUUUGCAUUUGAUCAUAUUUUGAAUGUCAUAUGCAGUUUGCAUAAACAAAUACAGGCUAUCAAUAGGUAGUUUCUUUUCCCCUUUUUUGUUUGACCCUGAACUGUAGGGCAUUUCAACGAAGAGAAAAGGUUAUCUUGCAUAAUGAACAUGAAAUCUUUAUGAACAUACUCAGAAGGUCUUAAACCAAUU